AUGGAUAUGGGUAGUAAUUCUAGUCUGUAUAAUGAACAACUGGACGGCCGCAUGUACAAGACGCAAUUCUCGUUCACGCCGGGCGGCGUCGGCAGGAACAUGUGCGAGGCCAUGCACAAGCUGGGCUGCUCCCCGGACUUCCUCACCGUCAUCGGGGACGAUUACUUCGGCGAUCAGGUGAAAUCGUCCAUUCCCGCGGCCAGCAGGCGCCUGAUGAGGACCAGCAACGGCAAGGGGACGGCCCAAUGCAAGAUAGUCUUCGACAAAGUCGGGAAUUGCCAGAUGCUCAUGGGCGAUAUGGACGUGCACGGGGAGAUUACACCGCAAAUAGUAGCUGAUAAUGAAGAUGUCAUUAAAAAAUCGCCGUUGGUUGUAUUAGAAGCGAAUUUAUCGCUCGAUGCGAUUAAUUCAGUUCUACAAGUAGCCGAUAAACAUGGAAUACCAGGUGAGUGA
Molecule: messenger RNA, 453 nt
Organism: Phyllotreta striolata
Lineage: Eukaryota; Metazoa; Arthropoda; Insecta; Coleoptera; Chrysomelidae
Source: the annotation of a GenBank genome assembly